Spea bombifrons (plains spadefoot toad) is the source of this 497-nucleotide messenger RNA. RefSeq names its product ABRA C-terminal like (gene ABRACL). The transcript has 2 exons. The coding region runs from base 67 to 312 and encodes 81 amino acids. The record is from RefSeq and is a predicted model, not a curated record. Lineage: Eukaryota; Metazoa; Chordata; Amphibia; Anura; Pelobatidae. Gene Ontology annotation, biological process: regulation of actin filament-based process.
GCAAACAGUUUGGAGUUUAAGUACCAAAGUACCAUAUAACAGAUUAAUGUUUUGCCCAGGUUAACAAUGAAUGUGGAACAUGAAGUUGGUCUUCUGGUGGAAGAGAUACGCCGCCUUGGUUCUAGAGGGGAAGAUGGGAAGCUGAGCGUUAAGUUUGGUGUGUUGUUCGCAGAUGACAAGUGUGCCAACCUCUUUGAGGCUUUAGUAGGGACACUAAAAGCUGCCAAACGUAGGAAGAUCAUCACGUACCAAGGGGAACUACUUUUACAAGGUGUUCAUGAUAAUGUUGACAUUGUGCUACUCCAAGAUUAGUGUAAAGCUUUUCUUCCCACAGGGACCUCAGUGUCUCUUCCAGGUGAACCACAUGCAAAAUCCAAACGGGUUAUUUUUAUACUGGGUGUCUUUACUAGCAUUUGUUUUGCUUUAUUUUUGGAGAUACAUUUUAUAUUGUAAAAUGUUCAAAUGGGUAAUAAAGUCAGUCUGAUUAUUGAAAACAA